Molecule: messenger RNA, 1337 nt
Organism: Rhipicephalus sanguineus (brown dog tick)
Lineage: Eukaryota; Metazoa; Arthropoda; Arachnida; Ixodida; Ixodidae
Product: tRNA N(3)-methylcytidine methyltransferase METTL6
Exons: 1
Coding region: 110-979 (289 amino acids)
Source: RefSeq, a predicted model, not a curated record
GCAGCCUCCAUGGACUCGACAGCCGCAUGCAUUCGUACGGAGUGGUCGCGUUCUUUGGUUACUUGUUUCUCUCAACUCCAAGCGUGAAGCCUCCAUCUAAUCACGCAACAUGACUGAGACAUCGGACAGCGAGUUUCCAGGCCACUACGCGCGGACGCUAACUCAGGAGGAAGCGGCAAAACUGGCGAAGGAUACGGUUUUGGUUUCAGAGUUCAAGAGGUUGAAACUAGAAGCCGAAGCUCAGAAAAACUGGGACCUCUUCUACAAACGGAACGAGACUCGCUUCUUCAAGGACAGGCACUGGACUAAGCGUGAGUUUGAGGAACUAGCCGCCAGCGAUUUGGAUUUGCCGAGCGACGGGACUCCGGUGUUACUUGAGGUCGGCUGCGGUGUUGGCAAUUUCGCGUUCCCGCUCAUCGAGGAAGAGACGAGCUAUUACAUAUACGCCUGCGAUUUCUCGCCGCGUGCAGUCCAGUUCGUGAAGUCGCACCCGUUGUACGACGAGGAACGCGCCAUCACGGCUUUUCAGUGCGACAUCACCAAAGACCGCCUCGUCGACAAAGUACCCCCCGAAGGUGUCGACGUGGUCACCAUGAUAUUCGUCCUGUCCGCCAUUCAGCCUGAUAAGAUGCACGAAGCUCUGAGGAACGUGUACGAAACGCUAAAGCCCGGAGGCCUCGUUCUCUUCAGGGACUAUGGCUUGUUCGACCAGGCGAUGCUGAGAUUCGCACCCGGCCACAAGAUAGACACCAAUUUCUACGUGCGCCAAGACGGCACGAGGGCCUUCUACUUUUCGGAGCAGUUUCUAGAAACGCUGUUCACGGACGCCGGCUACGAAGUGGUGAGCAACGAAUACGUGUGUCGCGAGACAGUAAACAAGAAGGAAGGCAUCUGUGUGCCUCGGAUAUUUGUGCAAGGAAAGUUCAGGAAGCCACGAAGCAAGACGCAAGAAACAUCUUUUAACGGAGCAAGCAGCUGACGUGUCUGUGCGUGUGCUUUUAAGUCUACAGAGAUAUAAAUACGUCAGUGGGUUCAUGCAACGUCCUUUAUUGAAUCGUGACAAAAUGCAUGCUGUCAACACUAAAUGUGAUGUGUGGGUGUUGAUGUGAAACCGAUUGUCAUUGUUGGUGUAGGCAAAGGGACAAUUAUGGACAAGUUCACUGGUCUGCCCAACUGUGACACAAAAGUAUCAACAUGUAUCUCUUGUCUCGGACAGGUGCAGCCUUGCAGAAGACAGGUCUACUUGUCGAAACGUCGGUUCCAGCGACACCCGUGUUGACGGAUAUCAUCUCUUCAAGCUUCCAAUUUCCCCCAAACUUCUACCUUUUUUUUCUAUU